AUGCGGUUCACGAAGGGAACACUUGAGAGAUUUGUGCAAUUUGUGGACGCGCCAGAGGUUUUGGAACUGGUUAAUACAUUGGAUGAUGAGAUGUCCCCACUAGAAGCAGCCCAAAGAAUAUAUUCACAGUUACUACGAUUUAGGGGCCCAAAAUUUGAAGUUCGCCUCAGGCCUUGCGGUACACAGGCUAAAUUACAAGAAAAUGGACUAGGCUUGUGUAGCGAGUUUGGUAUGGUAGACCAGACGUACCAGCAGUUGAUGGCCAUGUUAAACUCUCAUCUGACAUCAGCCAAAGCCAACAUAGGAACUGAUGUGAACCUAUCACACACAUUAGGUACCUGCUUCUCUGUCUCUAAUCAUCCUAUCCUCCAUUCCCCUAGAUAUUGGAUAGUUGACUCCGGUGCUACAAAUCAUGUAUGCUUUGAUCUAUCUCUCUUCCAUACCAUAACUCCCAUUCCAAAUUCAUAUAUCACUCUUCCCAAUGGCACUCGCAUACAUGUCAAAUUUUAUGGAACAAUUCAACUCAAUUCGUCUUUGACUUUGCAUGAUGUUCUUUAUGUUCCACAAUUCCACUUUAAUUUGCUAUCUGAAAUGCCAACUUCGAAGAUGAUUGGCAAGGGUAACAAAGUGGCUGAUCUUUAUGUCAUAGACACUGCUCAUUUCUCAAAUUCUUGUAAUUCAAUUCCAACUAUUACUACCUGUAAUUCUUCCUUUACAAUGAUAAAUAAUAAAUCUGAUGUUAAAUUCAUAAUUCCCAAAUUUUUCUCCCUUAUUGAAACACAAUUUGGCAAGCUUCUUUACGGUAAGCCAGUGGAUUACACCCACCUCAAAGUUUUUGGUUGCCUAUGUUAUGCAUCCACUUUACCUUCCACUCAAACAAAAUUUCAUCCCCGUGCUGUGGCAUGUAUAUUUGCUGGUUACAUGCCAGGAGUCAAAGGGUACAAACUCUAUGAUAUACAAUCUAAUUUUUUUUUUGUAUUUCGUGAUGUGAUCUUCCAUGAAACAUUGUUUCCUUUCCAAUCCACACCUCAUCCUACUGAGAUCACUGACCCUUUUCCAGACUUAGUUUUACCCAUACCAGCCUUUGAUUUGUCUGUCUCCAAUGUGGCUGAUCCCACUACUCCAAUUGCUAAUGAUCCUGCCGUAAUACAUAAUCCGACUCCAACACCUGACCAUAUUCCCAAUUUAACUGAUUCUACCACAAUGCAUAAUCCAAUUAUUCGAAGAUCUUCAAGGGUCAUCAAAACUCCAUCUUACCUAAGAGAAUACCACUGCAACUUACUUCAACACAAAUCUCAUCAUGCACCUACCACUCCAUAUCCCCUGACCAAUUAUAUUUCAUAUACAUCCCUUUCAUAUUCCCAUAAUGCUUAUCUUCUCAACAUAUCUUUCAACUUUGAACCUCAAUUUUAUCAUCAAGCUAUCCACUAUCCACAUUGGUAA
This is a messenger RNA of Olea europaea var. sylvestris, 1443 nucleotides long. RefSeq lists its product as uncharacterized. The record is from RefSeq and is a predicted model, not a curated record. Lineage: Eukaryota; Viridiplantae; Streptophyta; Magnoliopsida; Lamiales; Oleaceae. The coding region runs from base 1 to 1443 and encodes 480 amino acids. The transcript is spliced from 8 exons.